AGCCAUAUCUAGAUAUGAAGACGAAGGAAAAUACGAUGGCCGCUUUGAUGAGGUGGUUGAGUGCAAAAGCAGCGGAGCCCCUUUCUAGCCGAGGUCAUUGCCCUCCUCUCACAUCGCUUUCAACAUUGUUUGCUUUCUCAUUCAUUUGCCUACCUCCCACUUUCUGAUGCAGAGUCUUAAAAGAAUUACUAGGUGCAAAUUCAUUCAGCCACCAGUUCAAUCUUUGCCUUCAGCCCAAAAGCUCUCAGUCUACGAGCCUCAUCUCAAUUCGCAGUUCCGACUGAUGGCUACGUCAAGACCAACCAAAGAACAGCUCCAAACUUUACAAAAGUACACAGCUUGCGACGUUGCCGAUGCGCUUCUCAAGUUGAAAGUACCUAAUGCCGGCUUUUUAGCAGAUCUGAAGCUUGUUGCUCCUGUUGCUGGUUCCUCAAGGUCCGAAAUCACAAUCGCACCAGCUUCCACAGUUCUGUUUGCUCCAAAGGCAGGGCCCGCGCCAAACUAUCCUGCAACAAAUAUUCCAGCCGGAAAACAUUAUGUUGACCUCACCCAACCUGAGACUAUUGUGGUCAUGAAGCAACCUGAAGGACAGAAAUGUGCUGUUCUUGGGGGCAUCAUGGCGCUACGCAUGAAAGUAUUGAAUGCCACGGGUGUGGUAAUAAGUGGUCGGGCUAGAGACAUUGUAGAGUUAGAGUCCACUGGUCUUCCUAUAUGGGCCAAAGCGCUCUCAGUCGUUGGGGCAGGAGCAGAAUCCAAGCCUCAUGCCGUUCAAGUGCCCCUGGAUAUUGAAGGCACUGUCAUCAAACCAGGAGAUCUUGUCUUCAGUGACUCCACGAACGGCGUUGUUGUGAUCCCUCAUGAGCAUGUUGAGCAAGUCAUAUCACUCUUGCCUGACCUUGUUGUGGCGGAUGACAGAGUGAAACAAGAUGUGGCCAAAGGCAUGAAAGUGCAGGAAGCUUUCGUUAAGCAUAGAGGAUAGGCUAUCUCUACAGAUAAUACCUUUCAUUGCCAAACCAUUGCCACAAGGAUGAUGACAACUUGCCCUCAGAAACAAGGGCCCUCGUCUGUUAGACUUACUGUAGGUCUCAAAUAACGUUCAUUAAUUAUGCUCAAAUAAUUUUGUAUUAUUCAGCCAUCUACUCAGCUGCUCCAUGGUUAAGAAAAACCCUGUAAG
Cadophora gregata is the source of this 1174-nucleotide messenger RNA. RefSeq lists its product as uncharacterized. NCBI's taxonomy places the organism in Eukaryota, Fungi, Ascomycota, Leotiomycetes, Helotiales, Ploettnerulaceae. The transcript has 2 exons. The record is from RefSeq and is a predicted model, not a curated record. The coding region runs from base 167 to 979 and encodes 270 amino acids.